Molecule: messenger RNA, 1901 nt
Organism: Labrus bergylta (ballan wrasse)
Lineage: Eukaryota; Metazoa; Chordata; Actinopteri; Labriformes; Labridae
Source: RefSeq, a predicted model, not a curated record
AAGAGUUUUCACUAGCCCUCUGUCAAGUACCGGUCAGUCUAAAAUAGCCUCAGAGUGAGAUAUCACACCACUGUGAAGCAAGUACAUGACAACGUCUGAUUGCAGAAAGAAAAUGAAAUCCAUCUACAUGAUCAUCACAGCUCUGGCAUCAACAGCUCUGGCAAAAGGCUCUAUUGAAUGUAAUUUCACUGAAGCUACUGGAACUCAGCAAUGUUACGGAGCGGUGGGACAACUGCUGGUUUUUCACCUGCCAAACACUGCAGAUACAGAUGUAAGGUUGACGAAAGACAAGACACGUAUUAUUUUAAAAUGUAAAAAAAAUCAGAUAGAGACGCCACAGGAGGAAUAUGGCAAUCAGACUGAACUUUUCACCAAGGGAAGAUUUGAAUUGGGAAAAGCAUUGAAGACACACUCCGGAGACUACAUGUUGGAAGAAUAUAGUGGAAAUGGGACUUUAAUAAGGAAAGUAAAUGUGCAUGUAGAAAUUGAAGCUCCAGUGUCAAAGCCAGCUGUUUCUCAGACGUGUUCGUCAGAACAGAUCAACAUCGGCUGCUCCUCUGAGGGAGAUGGAGUGGAGUUCCGUCUGACUUUAGACGGAAACUUACUCAUGCAGACAAGAGACAACAGCCAGUUCCUGAACAGCAGUAGAGUUAACAUACAAUCUCUGACAGGGACUAGAACUACACAAGACGAACCCAGUCUUAAAUAUGUUACCAUCAGCUUAAAGGGUCAGCUGGCUGGAAGCUUAACAUGUAUUGUUUGGAACAAUGUCAGCAAAGAAGAAACAGUUAUUCAACUGAAAAUCUGCACAGUGCCCAGUCUGCAAGUUCUUAAAUUCAUGUUCCCUGCUGUGGCUGUGGCUGUCAUAGCAAGCUUUUUGGUUGUCCUCCUCGUGGCUCUGAGCUGUGGUUUUAUCAUUCUCCAUAACAUCCCGACACCCUCGGCUGUUAAUGAGGAUGUCACAGAGAACCCUGAAGAGGAAAUUGUCUACACAGACGUAAGAAUCGGACAAAACACAAUGACAACAUUUUAAAGGGAAAUAAUUUGUUGUUCAUAAGAGGCCUCUCUGAUUUUCUCUUUUUCAGAUUAUUGCUCUUAAAAAAGUGUUUUAAAUUAAAAAGUGAUUUAAUUCAAUCAAUUCACACCGUAUGUUAACUCUGACAUAGGAUGUACUGUUUAUUAAAGACACAAAUUAUGCAGUAAGUCACUGUGCAUAAUGUUUAAGCCGACUACAGCAUUCUUAAAACUGUCAUAACCUCCGUUUAUAAGUAGCAAAAACAAGUAUGUGUCAGACAAGCCUUGUCCAAAAUAUUUAACCACUUCCUAAGCUCCACCACAGAACACAAGAAGACCAUAAGCAGCAUACUGUCAGUAUAACUAUCAAUUGUAAGGUGAACUCACAAUGAAGCCUUGAGUCAUCAGUGUUUACUCUAGGAUGGAGUUGUAGCAGCGGAGGUGAAGUGGAACAAUACCUUAAGUGCGUGCAAAUGAAUGAUUUACCUUCUAUCAACAACACCCCAUAGAGUAAAAUCACAUAACCAAAUUAGUAAAAUCCUAAAGAUCUGUGCCUCAAAUGCAUCUUCUCAAGGCUUUCCACCAGAUGCAAAGUAGCCAGCAAGCGGGUUUUCGUAGCCCCCUUUGGGAGUCCCGGCAGGAAUUUUGGUCAUUAAAGGCCAAAUUUGGUGGCCUCUGGUAUAAUUUAAUGCCACUGUCCCUCCAACUUAUCUUAAAUGUUCCAUAUGUGAAUGACUUUGCAUCCCUGAUUGUAAACAUGUAGCCUAGUGAAUUAUUGUAAAGGAGAACAAGGCUUCUUUUCUUUUUAACAUCCUCAGCAACAGGGGUUUCACUUCAGAGUAUGAGAGUUCUCAGUUGCACACUCGCAGGAGCCAUGUAUGAGCAUA